Molecule: messenger RNA, 678 nt
Organism: Dentiscutata heterogama
Lineage: Eukaryota; Fungi; Glomeromycota; Glomeromycetes; Diversisporales; Gigasporaceae
Source: the annotation of a GenBank genome assembly
AUGUCUAACGUAUCAGGCCCAGAAAGACCAAAAGUUGAUGGCGGAUUUGAAAGAGAUUCCGGAGAAGAUAUUCUCAAACAAAUGAAUAAAGUUCCUUUAUUCAUGACAGAAUUACCGGAAGAAGAAAAUGAUGCACUUGCAGCUUUACAAUCUUUAAUUUACGAGGGUCCACCUGAAGAAGUUGCCGAGAAUUUUAAAAAUCAGGGGAAUGAAUGUUUUAAAAUUGGAAAAUCACAAUAUCAAGAUGCGAUAAAUUUUUACACGAAAGCAUUAGAAACAAAUUGUCAAGACAAUAAAAUCAUUGAAGCAUGUUUAACAAAUCAAAAUCAUCGUAAAGUUCUUACAGAUUGUGCGAAAGCCAUUAAAUUAAAUCCUCAAAAUGCCAAGGCAUUUUAUCGUUCUCCAAAGGCUUUAUAUGCACUUGAUAAAUUUGAUCAAGCUUUAGAUUGUUGUGAACAUGGAAUUGAAAUAUUGGAUCAAAAGGCUAAAAUUAAAGAAGAGCGUGAACGAAAAGAACGAGAGAAAAAAGAGUCAUUAGAGGAAGCUAUAAAGAUGCGUAAUAUUAAAAUGGAAACAACACCCAAUACAGCAAUACCGAUAUCACCUCAUUCAGUACAUCUAGAUACAGAAACUCAACAAUUAAUUUGGCCCGUUUUUUUUCCUAUAUCCAGAAUAUAA